UACCCCACUUUCCCAAUAUCACCAAUCCGUCACAUUUGUGUGUAGUUUUAGCGAUUUAGGCCAGAUGGGGAAAAAAGGAGGGAGCUAAAGCCACUCCGACAAGUCAAUCACUCGAUCGAUCAGCGCUCCCCUGCACAAGAAAAACAGUUUUCCGAAGCUUCGAGCCAGGACGGUUGGCGGCAGCCGCGGGGACGAUGGUCGGAAUCUUCUCCAGGUUCUCUUCCGGCGCCGGCCACCGCCGCGCCAAGAGUGCCGUAGAGGUUGUGGAGACAUUGGCGCCCAACAUGGAGACCGGGGAGUCUGAGCCGGCAGCCGAUCCUGGAGAUAGCCCACACGGCAUUGAGGUCGGCAUCGAGUUCAAGCCGGUGGAGCACCCUGUGGAGCCUGUCAACCUUGACCAACCAGUGAAAUGCCCGCUUCCUGAGCCAUCUAUACUGCAUGAUGGGAGGAUAUGGCAAGAGAGGAUGUCUACAGCGGGCGGGAGGCCGAGGACAGACCUUCCGGUCGUGAAGGAAGGAUCACAGCUCGAGCCCGACAGCAGCACCACAAGGUCGCGGUCUGCGCUCCGGAGGCGCGCCAUACUGCCCUCCGUGAGCGCCCCUGAGCAUAACAUCCUGGCGCUGCUUGACGAGUGCGACGUGCCUGAGACCCAGCGCCCUGCUGAAUGAGCCUGGAUGCCGUCUCGACUAUAUCUGUACAUUGUUGUAUCUUCCAUCACCACCGUCGCUACGAGCUGUGGAUACAGCCGUGUUGAAUCUCCGGUUGCAACUAGCAACAGGCUUUUGUGUGGAUUGUUUCUAUAUAUUUAUGUACACACUUUAUAUACCAGUGAAAAGAAAUCUGCACUUGCAUCAUCA
Messenger RNA from Triticum aestivum (bread wheat), 857 nucleotides. RefSeq lists its product as uncharacterized. The transcript has 3 exons. The record is from RefSeq and is a predicted model, not a curated record. Lineage: Eukaryota; Viridiplantae; Streptophyta; Magnoliopsida; Poales; Poaceae. The coding region runs from base 195 to 668 and encodes 157 amino acids.